AUGCAUAUGCUGAGUAUCGGAAUCUCGAAGGCUUUGCUUCCUGCGGGGAUGAAGGAUGGUAGCAGAAGGGUGAUGAGCACAGGGCAUGUGCCUUGUGUCAACAAUGCCGGGACUACCAUCUAUGGCCCCCUGAGUGCUAUUCCCGAAUUCAGCAAAGCAUCGGGAGUGAAAACCACCUCGAGACUUACGCCGCCUACCCCUUCACGAUCUUCCCUCGAUCGGCAAGAGAUACCGAGCUUGAUCAUUACGCCUCCUGAUGAGGAUGGUUUCAGUGGAAAAAUUUUGGGAGAAGACUCAUCUUGCUCAGAGGAUGAGCCUCCGAGGGGACAGUCGAGGCUGAAGAAGGAUGCAAGCGUGAAGACGCACGGGCAGGUGCCCGGGCGCCUUGGGGCAUUUAAGGGAAGGGAAAAGAAAGUUGCGUACAGUAAGAAGAAAAUAGUGGAUGAAGAUUGCUGA
Cantharellus anzutake is the source of this 456-nucleotide messenger RNA. RefSeq lists its product as uncharacterized. The transcript is spliced from 4 exons. NCBI's taxonomy places the organism in Eukaryota, Fungi, Basidiomycota, Agaricomycetes, Cantharellales, Hydnaceae. The coding region runs from base 1 to 456 and encodes 151 amino acids. The record is from RefSeq and is a predicted model, not a curated record.